GUGCGCAUGCGCCAGAACAGCAGGGCUUGGCGGGAAGCUGAGUGCUGAUCGCGGAGCCGCACCGUCGGUCCUCAGCAAGCAUAGGCGCGCUCGCGACUCUAUUUCCCGGCGUGCCACUCGGUGCGGCCGCCCUCUGGGCUAUGUAAAGGCCCUUUGGUCUAAGGCUUCCCUAUUUCCUGGUUCGCCGGCGGCCAUUUUGGGUGGAAGCGAUAGCUGAGUGGCGGCGGCUGCUGAUUGUGUUCUAAGGGGACGGAGUGGGGGAAGACGUUUGCUCUCCCGGAACAACCUAUCUCAUUCCUUUCCUUCAAUUACCCGUGGCGCGGAGAGUCAGGGCGGCGGCUGCAGCAGCAAGGGCGGCGGUGGCGGCGGCGGCAGCUGCAGUGACAUGUCCAGCAUGAAUCCCGAAUAUGAUUAUUUAUUCAAGUUACUUCUGAUUGGCGACUCUGGGGUUGGAAAGUCUUGCCUCCUCCUUAGGUUUGCAGAUGACACAUAUACAGAAAGCUACAUCAGCACAAUUGGUGUGGAUUUCAAAAUAAGAACUAUAGAGUUAGAUGGGAAAACAAUCAAGCUUCAAAUAUGGGACACAGCAGGCCAAGAAAGAUUUCGAACAAUCACCUCCAGUUAUUACAGAGGAGCCCAUGGCAUCAUAGUUGUGUAUGAUGUGACAGAUCAGGAGUCCUUCAAUAAUGUUAAACAGUGGCUGCAGGAAAUAGAUCGUUACGCUAGUGAAAAUGUCAACAAGUUGUUGGUAGGGAACAAAUGUGAUCUGACCACAAAGAAAGUAGUAGACUACACAACAGCAAAGGAAUUUGCUGAUUCCCUUGGAAUCCCAUUUUUGGAAACCAGUGCUAAGAACGCAACGAAUGUAGAACAGUCUUUCAUGACGAUGGCAGCUGAGAUUAAAAAGCGAAUGGGCCCUGGAGCAACAGCUGGUGGCGCAGAGAAGUCCAAUGUUAAAAUUCAGAGCACUCCAGUCAAGCAGUCAGGUGGAGGUUGCUGCUAAAAUUUGCCUCCGUCCUUUUCUCACAGCAAUGAAUUUGCAAUCUGAACCCAAGUGAAAAAACAAAAUUGCCUGAAUUGUACUGUAUGUAGCUGCACUACAACAGAUUCUUACCGUCUCCACAAAGGUCAGAGAUUGUAAAUGGUCAAUACUGACUUUUUUUUUAUUCCCUUGACUCAAGACAGCUAACUUCAUUUUCAGAACUGUUUUAAACCUUUGUGUGCUGGUUUAUAAAAUAAUGUGUGUAAUCCUUGUUGCUUUCCUGAUACCAGACUGUUUCCCGUGGUUGGUUAGAAUAUAUUUUGUUUUGAUGUUUAUAUUGGCAUGUUUAGAUGUUGGGUUUAGUCUUCUGAAGAUGAAGUUCAGCCAUUUUGUAUCAAACAGCACAACCAGUGUCUGUCACUUUCCAUGCAUAAAGUUUAGUGAGAUGUUCUAUGUAAGAUCUGAUUUGCUAGUUCUUCCUUGUAGAGUUAUAAAUGGAAAGAUUACACUAUCUGAUUAAUAGUUUCUUCAUACUCUGCAUAUAAUUUGUGGCUGCAGAAUAUUGUAAUUUGUUGCACACUAUGUAACAAAACAACUGAAGAUAUGUUUAAUAAAUAUUGUACUUAUUGGAAGUAAUAUCAAACUGUAUGGUGAUAAGUAUUGUUUUAAUUCUUAUGGUUAAAGGGAAAUAGAGCCUUGCAUUAUACUGAAAACAGACAUUUGUGUGUGCAACCAGGGCAUUGUAGACCUACCUGUAGCGCAGCAUCCAGUUAUUUGCUUUCUAGAUUAUAGACCUGAUAAAUGACCUAGGGCAGCUUCUGUGCUGUGUAGGGAUUUAAUCAAUUUUAGUGGUUCAAGAAGCUCAAAUUGUAUGGAAAACAAGUUUAGAAUGUAUGCUGUCUAGCCCCACCAUCUCUGAUGCUUCUCUAAAAUCAUUUGAAAUGGCUCCACUGAUCAAGAGUUUGUUAAUUCAUCUGUGGUAGCAGCGAAGAGCGGCACACCCUUCAUAAUUGGCAAAUGAUCAGAUAAUGUGUGCUGAAGUUUCUUCCAUGCUCUGAGUCAGAUGUCAACUAUUUUGUCCUUCACAAUUGUAUAACUCAUGUUGGAGAGUUUAAGCAUUAAAGGAGAAAGCAGGAAACUUGAGUGCCCUAAUUUUAGAAAUUAUAUCCCUAAAAAUUAACUGAAAACAUAAAUGCUGGGUGGGAAUUAUAAAUGAGAAAAAUAUAUUUAUUUCAGUGAAAUUUUGCAUGUGUGAAAAUUUUGUUAAAUAGGACCUUCAGGAUUCUAGGGUUUGUUUUUAUUUUUAUUGUGGAAAACAAGUCUUUUGCUGACACUACCAUUUUAAGGUGACAGAAGUCAAGGACUGUUUCUUUAGGUUGAAGCAACAGCCAAAACAUUCUUCACAUAUGGGCUUGGGAUGUGGCUGUUGGCAACACAUUUUAUUGUGGGGUCUUUAAUGAGAAAACUUAAGUUAAAAAACAAGCCAAAAAUUAUAGGUUUUUUUAAUUUUUAUUUUUCACUAAACAGGCAAUUGAAAUACAUGGUACAAAAAUAAGUGGUAAGAUUAUUGUAAAAAUGAAAUGGACAGAAUAAAUAUUCAAUUUAAUUUUCCAUCUAUGAGAAUUUCACAAUAAAAUCAUAGUUUACUUUGUAUUAUAGACGUGCUUGUUGGAUCUAUUCAUCCUUACAUAAGGCAACUGACAAAUUCCUGAAGUCACCAAUAGUUAUUUGGGUGAAUAUCUUGUUUUUAAUGCUUUAAAAAAAAAAAGUUUCUUUUGCCUUAUCAAUACAGUAUAAAGUUCAGAAAAUAUUUUCUAAAAUAGCUAAAUGAUAUAAAACUGAUACUAGACAAUGUGAUGCCAUGCACUUUAGUUUCAUACAGCAAAAGAUGUUUAAAUGGUUAGCUUAUUCUUGGUGAGUUAGCAGAAAAACAUUACAUGAAUUUAAUAUGUAAGCAUAUCUACAGACUUAGUUUGGGAGAACUGUAGUGUUCUUCCCCC
Molecule: messenger RNA, 2982 nt
Organism: Urocitellus parryii (Arctic ground squirrel)
Lineage: Eukaryota; Metazoa; Chordata; Mammalia; Rodentia; Sciuridae
Gene: Rab1a
Product: RAB1A, member RAS oncogene family
Molecular function (GO): GTPase activity; GTP binding
Source: RefSeq, a predicted model, not a curated record